Messenger RNA from Schistosoma turkestanicum, 520 nucleotides. The record is from the annotation of a GenBank genome assembly. NCBI's taxonomy places the organism in Eukaryota, Metazoa, Platyhelminthes, Trematoda, Strigeidida, Schistosomatidae.
CCUUGCCUGACAAGGCGCCUCUUUUAAAGCUUCAUAACCUUAAGGUGUGUUAGACACUUACUUUAUUUCCCAGUAUUUACUCCUCCAUCUUGACCUAUAAUUUGUCAUAUGAUGUUCUCCAGGAAAUAAAUUUUAUUCACUUGAUGGUAAAUAAAGUUUACUACUGUACGUAAACCUGGACAUAUCAAAACUCAAUGAUCUUCGGUGAUUUUAUCGAACCUAAUCUAACAGAAUAACUGAAACAAAACUUUGAUUUGGAUUUCGAUAAAACAAAUGCAGUUUUGUGGAACUCAUAUCGUUUCUGAAUUUGGAAGGAUUGUUUAUGGGUUUUUAACUGUUCUCCUUGCAAUGGCAGGUGAUAUUUUCUCAAGCAAACGAAAAGAUUACAGAUACAUAAGCAAACAACGUGCAUUAGAUGAACUACGUGCGAUUCGUGAAAGUGGCCUUCGAGAAUAUGAAAAAGUUGUUAGUUUAUGGAAGUUGUCCCUUUGUAAUCAUAUAGACAAGCUGGGCUAUGAAA